UCUUUACUCUCAUAAGCCAACAAACAGCUUCUCUUGUUCUCCGCAAUGCUCACUGAAUACUGAACUGAAUAUACGUCCUGCUCCUUUAAGGCGGCCACAUAGGGAGAAAUAUGACUGAACUGUUGGAGGGGUGGUGCUUAAACAAACGGUGACAGUGACUGGCCAUGUGAGCACAACCAGAGGACUCUGAGAUCACCAGAAUCAACAGAAUAUCCUCAUCACGGCUGUCUGUUAAAGACUUCUCUGAUUGGAGUUUAAUUUUUGUGACAUACAGAUGUCCUAACAUACUUGGAUUUCUCUGAAGAGACAGGUUUGACCGGUUGACAGAAUAGUUCUAAGAAAAUAGGCGGGUGUUUUAAGUUCAGUGAGAAAAUAUUGUUAUUGUGUAGAUUAAACAAAUGUAAUUUGUUUUAUAAGCUAUACUGUAGAUACAGUGGAUUUACUGUGUGGAGUCCUGACAGGGGCUGCUGUGCCCAGGACAACCAGACGCGCCAACGGUGCUCAAGGAUUCCUCUCAGAUAUACGCAAUUACCGGAGGGCAGCAGGAGUCAUCGCAUUACUUUGGUGAAUUACUCACGCUUUCUUCUCCUGCGUACCGCUGGUGACAACAAGCCGGCGUGAACAUGCUACAAAAUGGAAACGAAAAGGAGAAACCGCUGCAAGCGCCAAAGGCUGUGGCAGAGCCGGACGACCCGAAACAGGAGCAGCCCGCUCCCCCAGCUGCUGACAGAGAGGAAGCGGACAGCGAGUCCGCACACUUCCCCUUGCCCGUUUAUCCCAAACUAGAGAUAAAGCGCAACGCAGUGACGGACGAUUAUAAGAUCUCCAGUCAGGUUCUGGGCUUAGGGAUCAAUGGCAAAGUCCUUCAGUGCUUCAACAAGAAGACUGGGGAGAAGUGCGCACUGAAGAUUCUCUACGACAGCCCCAAAGCCAGACGAGAGGUGGAGCUCCACUGGCAAGUAUCAGGAGGGCCGUAUAUUGUUCGCAUCCUCAGCCUGUAUGAGAACAUGCAUCAUGGGAAGAAGUGCCUGCUCAUCAUCAUGGAGUGUAUGGAGGGAGGAGAGCUGUUCAGUCGAAUCCAGGCCAGAGGAGACCAGGCCUUCACUGAGAAAGAGGCUUCUGAGAUCAUGAGAGACAUCGGCACGGCCAUCGACUUUCUCCACAACAUUAACAUCGCGCACAGAGACAUAAAGCCAGAGAACCUGCUGUACACCAAUAAAGAAAGAAACGGCAUCCUCAAAUUAACAGACUUUGGCUUUGCUAAGGAGACGACGCUACACAACUCUCUACAGACCCCCUGUUAUACACCGUACUAUGUGGCUCCUGAGGUUUUGGGUCCAGAGAAGUAUGACAAGUCAUGUGACAUGUGGUCUCUGGGUGUCAUCAUGUACAUCCUGUUGUGUGGCUUCCCUCCAUUUUACUCUAACACGGGUCAGGCCAUUUCUCCGGGGAUGAAGAGGAGGAUCAGGAUGGGCCAGUACGAAUUCCCCAACCCAGAGUGGGCUGAGGUGUCACAGGAAGCAAAAGAUUUGAUCCAUCAGCUACUGAAGACAGACCCUAACGAGAGAAUGACCAUCACUCAAUUUAUGAACCACCCCUGGAUUAAUCAGUCCAUGGUGGUUCCCUCCACUCCGCUGCACACCACCCGGGUCCUGACUGAAGACAGAGAGAUGUGGGAAGAUGUGAAGGAAGAGAUGACCAGCGCUUUAGCCACCAUGCGCGUGGACUACGACCAGGUCAAGAUCAAAGAUCUCGACACAUCCAGCAACCCGCUACUCAACAAGAGACGCAAGAAGGCUGCUGCAGGGGCCAAGAGUGGGUCCACAGUCUGCCAAAGUCAGUGAGACACAGAGGACUGUUGGUGGAAAUCCAGGCAGAAGAGCCAAUGAAAACGAAAAGCAGCUCAGAAGAGGGAGGAAAAGUUGAUUUGUGCAGGAGAGGAUCAUUUAGAGAUCUGCUCGGGACUCUUGAGAGACUGGAUGUUGAGGAAAUGUUCCCUGAAAGAAAGGGACAACAAAGGAACAACAUCAAAGUCAGAGCUGGACAUUUAGAAGACAUAUCAAGACAUGAUAUCACCUGUUUCUCCUGUAAGUGGUAGAAAUCAAUAGCUCUGCUUACUGUGGGCCUAUCUGUUUUUAAUUACGUUUAUGUUUGUAUGUAAUUUUUAGAUCUUGCCUGUUUGUAAGAGUGUGAGCAGAAGUAUUUGUAGUGAUCAUGUUUUGUGUAUUUAAAUGCUGGGUCGUCUGUUUGAGAUCUCCUUUGUAACUAUGCACUGGUGUGCAAAUCACACACACAGACAGACAAACCAACUGUAGACAGACUGUGAAAUUAGAACACUCACUUUUACCUGCGUUGUCUUAAUAUUGUCUUUUGCUGCCUCUUUUCAGGAAUUAAAGCAAAGUCUGACACUGACUGUCUUGUCAAUAAAAUGUAGACUCCAUAAUGACCUACAGUUCAACCCAAGGGAGUAUUUUUCAUAGAAGCAACAAUAAAAUGGCCUCACGUACUACCAAGCGGUACAUUUUACUGACUUCUGUUUCACUGACUGUGAAAGCAGCGUCACUGCUGCCGGUCAACAUUGUGUCCUCUUAAUGGAGCUGUGAGAGACAGCACACAACCUGUCUGCUUCCUGUCAGUGUGAGGACAGAGAGCUUUACCUAAGCAGUAGUGGCGUAAUGGCUGAUUGUGUUAAGUUGUGACACUUUUCUUAAGAAAGGUUUUUUGUUUUUAUGCGGGUUGAGUAAAAUGCUUCCAGUAAAUAGAGGCUGGGCAGCCUUUAAUCAUCUGUAAAGUACAUCUACUCCACGUAGAGAUUGCAUUUGUCCAUACGGUUGUAAAUAAAACUUUAUAAAGUAAA
Messenger RNA from Siniperca chuatsi (mandarin fish), 2857 nucleotides. RefSeq names its product MAPK activated protein kinase 3 (gene mapkapk3). Gene Ontology annotation, cellular component: cytoplasm; nucleus. Lineage: Eukaryota; Metazoa; Chordata; Actinopteri; Centrarchiformes; Sinipercidae. The record is from RefSeq and is a predicted model, not a curated record. Gene Ontology annotation, molecular function: mitogen-activated protein kinase binding; calmodulin binding; ATP binding. The transcript has 10 exons. Bases 624 to 1844 code for a protein of 406 amino acids. Gene Ontology annotation, biological process: response to cytokine; protein autophosphorylation; peptidyl-serine phosphorylation.